AUGUCGACUUCACAGAGCGUCCAAACCUUCGGAAAGAAGAAAACCGCUACCGCCGUUGCCUUCUGCAAGGAUGGCAAAGGACUCAUCCGAAUCAACGGAACUCCCAUCGCCCUCGUUCAACCUGAAAUCCUCCGUUACAAGGUCUACGAGCCCAUCCUGAUCGCUGGUGCCGAUGCAUUCUCCAAGCUUGACAUCCGGGUCCGAGUCACCGGUGGUGGUCACACUUCGCAAGUCUAUGCCAUCCGACAAGCCUUGGCCAAGGCCGUCGUAGCGUUCUAUGCCAAGUACUAUGACGCUGCCUCCGCUCUCGCUCUCCGAAAAGUGCUCAUUCAGUACGACCGAACCCUCCUCGUCGCUGACCCCCGACGGAUGGAACCCAAGAAAUUUGGUGGAAAGGGUGCCCGUGCCCGCUUCCAGAAAUCUUACCGUUAA
This is a messenger RNA of Puccinia triticina, 432 nucleotides long. RefSeq lists its product as uncharacterized. The coding region runs from base 1 to 432 and encodes 143 amino acids. Gene Ontology annotation, biological process: maturation of SSU-rRNA from tricistronic rRNA transcript (SSU-rRNA, 5.8S rRNA, LSU-rRNA); translation. Gene Ontology annotation, cellular component: cytosolic small ribosomal subunit; ribosome. The record is from RefSeq and is a predicted model, not a curated record. The transcript has 5 exons. NCBI's taxonomy places the organism in Eukaryota, Fungi, Basidiomycota, Pucciniomycetes, Pucciniales, Pucciniaceae. Gene Ontology annotation, molecular function: RNA binding; structural constituent of ribosome.